Molecule: messenger RNA, 1882 nt
Organism: Papilio machaon (common yellow swallowtail)
Lineage: Eukaryota; Metazoa; Arthropoda; Insecta; Lepidoptera; Papilionidae
Product: zinc finger protein 2 homolog
Exons: 12
Coding region: 128-1873 (581 amino acids)
Biological process (GO): regulation of transcription by RNA polymerase II
Cellular component (GO): nucleus; chromosome
Molecular function (GO): chromatin insulator sequence binding; zinc ion binding
Source: RefSeq, a predicted model, not a curated record
CAAUUCACAAGUCUCUGUAAUUCCUUGCUCUGUGCAUUGAAAUAUUUGUAAACACAAAAUAUUAAGUUAUUUAUUGUUAAAUGCCGGGCAUGGCUAAGUUAUAAAUCAAACAGUUUUUUUUGUUAACAUGGCAGACAUAUUAGUAUGCCGUAUAUGUUUGUCGAAAGACAAGAAGUUGGUUAAUUUAUUUAAAAACAAAUUGGCGGAGCCAUUUGAAAUUCUUACUGGAAUACAAAUAUCCGAAUGUGAUGGUUUGCCACAUAAGAUAUGCAGCUUUUGCAGUACUCUUCUCCAGAAAUGUGUGACUUUUAAAGAAAAAUGCUUGAGCAGUCAUGAAUUUCUGAAAUACUCUGUGCUAGAACAUGGAAUGGUAUCUGUUAAUUAUCUACAUACAUUUAACAAAGAUUUAAAUUUCUCUCAGAUAACUAAAACUGACACAUUAACCGUAGACAAUAAGGAAGAACAGAUAAAAUUAGAAGAUACUUUAGAUGAAGAAACAUUAGUUGAAGAUACAAGAGUUGUAAGUAAAAAGAAAAUAAAAAAAGAGAAAAGGAAAAGAGAUAAUGAAGUUAUUAAUUUUGAAAAUGUAAUAGUUAAGAAAGAAGAGGAUGUUUUUGAUUACGAUGAUUUGGACUUCACGGUGACAGAUACAGCGGAAAUACCAGAAGUUAUACAGGAUGUAGAAAUUGUUGUAUUAAGUAAACAAGAACAGAUAGAUGAAGUGGAAGCGAGGAAGACGUCUGUGAAUUAUUUAAACUCCUUUUAUAAAUGUGAUAAAUGUUACAAAGGUUUUAUAACUGAAUCAACAUUUAGGAAUCAUAUGGCAAAAUAUGAUCCGAAAAAUGGUGAUUACGUGUGCGAGGUGUGCCGGGCGCGGCGGCCUAGCGCGCGGCUGCUGCGCGCGCACGUGCUCUCCUCACACGCGCGCAAAUACAUCUGCAAGAUAUGCGGACAUGUCUCACGAGAAAGUUACAAAGCUAAGGAACACUCAAAUUGGCAUAAAGGAUUUUCAUUUAUAUGUAAAAUAUGUGGGGCUUCUUUUGUUAAAUCAACAAGUCAUCUAACACAUAUGAGGUUACAACAUCCUUCAAAUAGUUCGUGUGAUAUUUGCGGGGAGUCAUUCAUUGGGGAACAUGGACUUAAAAUGCAUAAACGACGCGCUCAUAGAGAUGAACAGGAUCAAGAAACAAAAGUGUUAUCACAUUGUGAAACAUGUUCCGCUGAAUUCUUCAAUUUAGAUGCUAUGAAGAGACAUUUGGAUGUUGCAAAGAAUGGUAUAUGUGAUACUGAUCUAAGAUGGUGUCCAUAUUGUGGUUUGGGUUUGGAAUCAAUGGAAACCUACAAUGAACAUGUCAAAGUACAUCCAAAAGAAAUCGUACCCUGUCAAGAUUGCCCGCGCACAUUCGCGACAGCGCGCUCUCAGGCGACCCACUACCAGCGCGUUCACCUCGGCCUCAAACUGCGCCAGAACAAACCCACGCUCAAACACGCCGCAGAGAGCGCCGUCUGUGAGGUCUGCGGCAAGAAGUGUGUCUCCAAAGCUAUCUUGACAUAUCAUCAGAGGAUCCAUACUGGAGAGAAACCCUACCAAUGUUCUCAGUGUCCGAAGAAGUUUGGUUUACAGCAGCAAUUGACGAUCCACAUGCGUAUCCACACAGGAGAGUGUCCCUACAAAUGUCCACAUUGUCCUAAAGCGUUCAAACAUAAAGCCGCUCUCAACAGGCACGACCGGGUGCACACAGGAGUGAAGCCGUACAUUUGUCCUCAUUGCGGGAAAACUUUCACGCAAUCAAACUCUAUGAAACUACACGUCAAUACGGUGCAUUUGAAAAUGCCCGACCCUUACAGGAAUAGGCGGAAGAAAAACUUAUAAAUGUAUUCA